Anguilla anguilla (European eel) is the source of this 4243-nucleotide messenger RNA. RefSeq names its product zinc finger protein 271-like. Lineage: Eukaryota; Metazoa; Chordata; Actinopteri; Anguilliformes; Anguillidae. Gene Ontology annotation, molecular function: DNA-binding transcription factor activity, RNA polymerase II-specific; RNA polymerase II transcription regulatory region sequence-specific DNA binding. Gene Ontology annotation, cellular component: nucleus. The transcript has 4 exons. Gene Ontology annotation, biological process: regulation of transcription by RNA polymerase II. The coding region runs from base 139 to 3021 and encodes 960 amino acids. The record is from RefSeq and is a predicted model, not a curated record.
CCUUGUUGUGGCUGGGUCCUGUCGAUUUACACUAGUCUGCAGCUGCAGGGCAAUACUGCAAGACUGUUAUAGUUAUAAGCAUUUAUAGCCGUUACACCGCGAAUUUCUUCGCAGUCGUUCCAGUAUUCAGCAACAGCAAUGGAAGCGUUGAACUUCACAGAGACCGAUACAAUGGCCGCUGUUCCCUUCAUGGAGGAGUGCAAGCCAUCCUCUCUGUCCCUCCCCCCUAUUAGAAGAGUGGUGGACUCCACCAAGUUGACUGACUCCAUCAGCCAAUCAGAAUCCUUGCCUGGCUCUAUGGAAUGUUUAAGCUCCGCCUCUUCAGGUGGAUGCGUGAAGGCUGAACCUGUGAUCGACGGCACAGAUUACACAGGGGUGGAGCCAAAAGCAAGACUGAACAGAAGUGACGACAUAGAAGAGGGGACAGAGUGGAAGACUGCAUGUGGGAUGACCAAGGAGGAAAAAGACAGACUAUCCAACAUGAAGGAGGAGGAAGAGGAAAAGGAGGAAGGUGGGGAGAGGCAGAGUGUGAAAAUGGAGAGAGAUGAUGGUGUGAAAUACAGUGAGGGACUUGGGAGAGAGCAGGAAAAAGCGAGGGAUGAACAGCAGACGAACGGUGUAACUGAGCAAACCUGUCAAACUAACAGAUGUGAGAAGAAGGCAGGAAAAUCAGAAUGCGGUCAACAGGAAGGGGCGGGGCUCUCCACUCUGGUCACUGCCUGCCUGCUGGAACAGCCAAGAGUGCUGAUUUGCCGAAUUAAAAUCGCAGAUAUUUCGGUUUCUGUGUCGCCACCUCCUCCUCAUCCCAUGGCCAGUAAAGAAGACUGGGGAGUGAAAGUUCCACACACACUGGAGGGAAGUUGUUCACUGAGGCGGAAGGGCCAGGUCAUGACCCGGAAGAGAAAGAUGAUUGGUCAGUUGGAGAUACCUCAGAAACAACUGCCAGCUUCAUCAGAGAAUAGGUUAUGUGUUGAAGCUUCCCAUAAACCUCUUGUCAUCUCCCCCUGGAACCAAAACACAGAACAAACUUUUGAGGCGUCGGCUCAGGUCUUUACCUGUACCGAGUGCCCAUUUGUUCACACUGAAGAGCUGUAUCUUCACCAGCACAUUGAAAAGGUUCACCCAGAGGAGCUCAGAGCGACUCUGAAGGUGUCUGAAGGAAGUGGAGGCGAGAACCUUUCCAACAGCAGAACACAUCAGCACCCCAAACCCACUAAGACAGUCCCCACCCCAACACAGGCCCACACAGGCACUUCAGGGGCCCACAGGUGCUCCCAAUGUGGGAAGAGCUUCAAAUUCAAGUCACUGCUGACAAGACACCAGCGAGCUCACACAGGAGAAUGCCCGUACCAGUGUUCCCAAUGUGGGAAGAACUUCAAAACAAAAUCAGGAUUGACAAUCCAUGAGCGAAUCCAUACAGGGGAACGACCAUACCAGUGCUGCCAGUGUGGAAAGAACUUUAAAUCAAAAUCAGGGUUAAUAGUCCAUGAGCAAAUUCAUACUGGAGAGCGCCCGUACCACUGCUCCCAGUGUGGGAAGAACUUUGGGCGCCUAAAUUAUCUGAAGGAACAUGAGCGAACUCACACAGGGGAAUGCCCGUACCAGUGCUCUAAAUGUGGGAAAAACUUCAAAACAAAAUCAGGAUCGACUGUCCACCAGCGAAUCCAUUCAGAGGAACGACCAUACCACUGCACCCAGUGUGGAAAGAACUUCAAAUCAAAAUCAGUAUUGACAGAGCACCAGCAAACUCAUACAGGGGAACGCCCGUACCACUGCUCCCAGUGUGGGAGGACGUUCGGGCGCUUAAAUUGUCUGAAGGAACACCAGCGAACUCACACAGGGGAAUGCCCUUACCAGUGCUCCCAGUGUGGAAUGAACUUGAAAUCAAAAUCAGAUUUGAGAGUCCACCAGCGAAUCCAUACAGGAGAACGCCCGUACCACUGCUCCCAGUGUGGGAAAAAAUUCAUCCGCUCAUCACACCUAGUCAAACACCAGAGAAUCCAUACAGGGGAGCGACCAUACCACUGCUCCCAGUGUGGGAAGAGCUUUUGUGUCUCAAGUGGUCUGAUAAUACACCAGCGAACUCAUACAGGAGAGCGGCCAUACCACUGCUCCCAGUGUGGGAAGAGCUUUUGUGUCUCAAGUGGUCUGAUACUACACCAGCGAACUCAUACAGGAGAGCGGCCAUACCACUGCUCCCAGUGUGGGAAGAGCUUUGGGCAGUUAGCUUGUCUUAAGAUACACCAGCGAACUCAUACAGGGGAGCGUCCAUACCACUGCUCCCAGUGUGGAAAGAACUUUGGGCAGUUAGCUUGUCUUAAGGUACACCAGCGAAUUCAUACUGGGGAACGCCCAUACCAGUGCUCCCAGUGUGGGAAGAACUUCAUUCACUCAGCACACCUGAUCAAACACCAGCGAAUUCAUACGGGGGAGCUUCCAUACCACUGCUCCCAGUGUGGCAAAAACUUUGGGAAGUUAAAUUAUCUUAAGGUACACCAGCGAAAUCAUACAGGGGAGCGCCCGUACCAGUGCUCCCAGUGUGGGAAGAAUUUCAUCCGCUCAGCACACCUGGGCGUUCACCAGCGAAUCCAUACAGGGGAGCGUCCGUACCACUGCUCCCAGUGUGGGAAGAGCUUCAGGUGGUUAACAGGUUUUAAGGAACACCAGCGAACUCAUACAGGAGAGCGCCCGUACCACUGCUCCCAGUGUGGGAAGAAUUUUAUCCGCUCAGCACACCUGCGCAUACACCAGCGAACUCAUACAGGAGAACGCCCGUACCACUGCACCCAGUGUGGCAGGAAGUUUGGGCAGUUAAAUAGUCUUCAGGUACACCAGCGAACUCAUACAGGAGAACGCCCUUAUCAGUGCUCCUCAUGUGGAAAAAACUUCAAAUCGAAAUCAGGAUUGAUAGUCCACCAGCGAACUCAUACAGGUGAACGCCCAUACAGCUGCUCCCAGUGUGGGAAGAGUUUCAGGCAAUUUAAAACCCUGAAGAAACACCAGCAAGCUCAUACAAAGUAGCAUCCACACCAGUGAUCCCAGUCUGUGAUGCAUUUUAGUCAGCUACGUGUUUUCACACUGCAUUAGAGACUCACAAAGCGGAUCUUAUAGUGCUAUAAAAAAAUAAAAAAUUUGCCCCUGUUACGUCCCUCCGCCUCCCUCCGUUACAGGUAACUGAGAGCACCUGUGGCGGUGCCCUUUUAAGAAGCCUGGAGUCGGCUUCUCAAGAAGGGGGCUUUUUCUCCUCACCUCUCGACCACGGCCGGGCCUUGAUUUUAUCUUGUGUUUUACAGCUACUUUGGUGUCUCUUAUGUGUAGUAAAAUAAAGUUAUUGGUUAUUUUUGGGGAAACCUUGGUUUUGGCUUCAUUAUGUUUGCGGGUGCUGGAGAGCAACCGUAACAGCCCCCUUCCUGAUUUCCUCUUGUAUUGCAAAUUUAUCUCACUCAGUGUUGUUUUCGUCAACUGAAAUUAAGACUUGCUCUUUCUUCAACACCCAGUUUUUUGAUGAGAACGACGAAGACGAUAACGUGACGAAAAUGCCUUUUGGAAUGAUAACAAUGAUAAAUUCAUUUUUCAUUAUAAAUUAGUAAAAUAAAUAUUAUAUUUGCAUAUUCUCAGUGGGAGCAGGUGAACUAGGCCAAAAAUCGACCGUCUGAACACGGGGGCGCUUGUAUUCCUAUACUCACUGCGGCUUCAAAGCCCAGAUUCAGAUUCUCCAGUUCACGGCAGUGACCGUGAUUGCAGCACCGAACACAGAAAACGAAAAAGGGUUCGGUAAAGGAGCAUGCACGUUGACCGCAUGCAGUUCUGUGACUUGGACAGAUCGAUGGAUGUCCAUGCUUUCAAAGUUGCUUUAAUGCAUUUAAUGCUGCAAAAAAAGAACAGAAGAAAGUAGAGGCUUGUCGCAGUGUUUGGUAUAGUAGGUGGCAAAUGGUGCGUAAGCCAAGACAGGUGUAGUUUUUGCCACAUCACCAAUACUGGCACUUUGUAAUUGGAAUUUAAAAAUAAGUGAAAGUGCAUCUGCAGAGUUUUCGCAUUGACAUUAUUAAAUAAAUGUAAACGAAUUAUAUUCACGUUAUGCUUAAUACCAUUCGGUAUAACCAGUUCUGCUCAGCUGCCUGUAGGUGAGUUAUAAAAUAAUUUGCAAUGCGAAGCUGCACAUUUUUUCAGCAUUAUUUAAAUUUGUGGAUACAUGUACUCUUCGUUCUCUGCUCUGACACUUGGGAGAAUAUUCACUGCAAAG